This is a messenger RNA of Ostrea edulis (European flat oyster), 4921 nucleotides long. RefSeq names its product protein artemis-like. The coding region runs from base 590 to 3382 and encodes 930 amino acids. NCBI's taxonomy places the organism in Eukaryota, Metazoa, Mollusca, Bivalvia, Ostreida, Ostreidae. The transcript is spliced from 13 exons. The record is from RefSeq and is a predicted model, not a curated record. Gene Ontology annotation, molecular function: 5'-3' DNA exonuclease activity; damaged DNA binding. Gene Ontology annotation, biological process: interstrand cross-link repair; protection from non-homologous end joining at telomere; double-strand break repair via nonhomologous end joining.
GCCACUGCAUGCUAUCAAACCCAUGUAACUGCCACAGUGGUACAUGCAAGAAGCAAUUUUCAGUAUAUGUACCUUUUUUGUGUGUGUUUGUAACCUGUAGUAAGUUGUAUGGAGUUUGCACUCUUAUCAUCACAUCAAGUAUGGAGUCAGUGCAAUGAAAUCUACAAGAGGACUAUACAGUAUAGGAUGAAGAAACUUUGAAUGACUUUAUCAUGAAUUGGUCGAUUGAAUUACUGUGAUGAUUGUACUAGAGGCAAAUCAAUUGCCUGUAAAGUAUGCUGAAAUUGAUGCUUGCAUGGUUUUCAUCAAUGCAUGCUCAGACAUUUCUGUAUUUGAUGGAAUAAAAAUAUUAUUCUACACUAUAUUGAUUGCUGGUGAAGGGCUGCAAAAUUUAGUCUUUUGCUUGACACUUAUGGCCAUUGAGCAGCGAGGGAUCUUUUAAUAUCGUGUCACACCUGUUGUGACACAGGGCUUUGGUUUUUGCAGUUUCAUCCAAAGGACCACCCCAUUUUUAGUCGCCUCUUAUGACAAGCAAGGGAUACUGAGGACCUAUUCUAACCCGGAUCCCCACGGGUUUCUACACUAUCACAUGGAAGGACUCGCUGCUGUAGAAUUUUUUGAAAGGCUGUCAUCAAGAAACGACAUUUUCCUGUACUGCUCGGAGAUUACGAAAAUUCUACUUAUGGAGAAGCAUCCCAAACUGGAGAAGUUUGUGAGAACUCUGAAAGUGGGUCAGCCAUCGGUCAUUCCAAUCCCCCAGCAAGAGUCAGCAAAGACAGAGGAAGUGACAGUGACAUUGAUACAUGCCAGUCAUUGUCCGGGAUCUGUCAUGUUCCUGUUUGAGGGGUUUGAUGGGACUGUGCUGUACACCGGUGACUUUCGAUGGGAGUCUGAUCAACUCCUGAAUGAACAAGCUCUGCAUAUUGAUCACAAAGUGAAGCCGUUGGUCAGCUUGUAUGUGGAUACCACCUUCUGCCACCCCAACAGCUUCUACAUACCUUCCCGUCAUACCAUCAUCCGGGCGGUGUGUGACCUAGUUAAAGAGUGGACAUCCAAGGGGGAUAAGCACGUCAUACACUUCACCCCUCGGGCUAACUACGGCCAUGAACCUCUGCUGAAGGAGGUGGCCCAAUCACUGGGCUGUAAGGUUCACGUCAAAAAGGACAAAGAAGACAUUUACAAUCAGAUGUCGGAGCUGAGGGGGAUAUUUACGUCUGAUGCCGGAGCCACACCCAUUCACGCGUGCGGAGGAAGGGUAUAUGGGAAGGUUCCGUGUCUCCCUUGUGACCUGAGAAAUAAGAACCUGAAGGUUAUGGUAAUUCUUCCGUCCACCAUGUUUUUCACUCAGUCGGUCCACCUAAGUGAGGGUGAGGUCAUGCUCUGGGACCGGGGAAUGUACCGCGUCUGUUAUUCCUUCCACUCGUCCAUGCUGGAGGUGCGUGACCUAGUGACUUACUUACAGCCCAGACAGGUGUUUCCUAAUGUCAAACCAGCAGAGGACACAACUUUAGCUCAGGUGCAGAGACGGUUAAAUGAAUUUUUGAGGCUGAAACACAGCUCUCGUGUGAGAGAAGAACUGGAUUCACAGCGGCCAUUAGGUCUUCUGAAGCAAGCUGUGAAGAACAGAAAACGCCAAAUUUCUGAGAUGUCUAGUGAUUCAGAGGAACUCAUGUUUGGUUCACAGAAUUUUCACUCAUCUAAAAAACUUUGUAAAUUUACUACACUUCCCUCGAAAAAUGACAUCACAGAAAAAACAGAAGAUGAUGACGACUAUCAGAGUUCUUAUGGUGGCAGUUGUCAUAGCGACAGUGAAAUCAGCGGAAUCUGUGAGUCUGAUGAGGAAAAGGAGGAAAAUUCCCAAACACUGUCGACACCAAGACAAAGUUUACUUGAUGCCAUCCACUCCCAAAUAGACAGCCAAUCAGAAUGCUUGUCUCAUAGGAUUGUGGUAUAUGAUGACUGUGAACAAACGGAGGGAAAAUCUGUCUCAUUGGAGGAAUUAGAAAAACAACACUUACAAGAAGUUGAUGAAGAAAAUGCUGACCUUGAAAAUGUACCUGAUGAACAUGCUUACCAAAACGGUUUCCAUGGAAGCAGCUGCAACAGCAGGAUUUCUACAGAAUUGCCAAUCAAUAAUGGAGAAAUUGAUGAAUCUCCAAAGCCUGAUACACACACAUCUCAAGGUACUGCACAUUCUACGGAGUCCAAGUAUCGCCGAGGUAACACUAGUACUGAAAGUCUAGAGAGUCAGACCAAGUGUUUUAGUGGAAGCAAUGAUCUAUUUGAUGAAAAAUGCGAUUCUCCUUGUGAUGACGACAGAGAUGUUUGUGAUUUACAUGUAACCCCGAGUGACUGUGAUAGCCCAAUAGAUCCAUUGUCUCAUACUCAAGAUUUAAAUCAGGAAUCAAAGAAAGGAACUGUAUGUGAUAUUCAAGAAUCUCAGGGAUUUGUUAUGGGUAAAAUAAAAAAUGAUGGUAGGGAGUUGUCUUGUGUGUCUGAACAUGAGGACUUGGAUAUAAAAAUUCUGUCAGUAGAAAUGGGAAACCCUGUCAUUGUCAUUACAGAUGAGAGUUUGUCAGCUGGGGAAGACUGUCCAUUGAGGAAUGAUAGUUUGUCAGCUGGGAAAGACCGUCCAUCGAGGAACGAUAGUUUGUCAGCUGGGGAAGACCGUCCAUCGAGGAAUUCAUCUCAACAAUCAAAGAUCUCCAUCAACGACAAAGAGGAAAAAAAGCUUCACAAAGACAGUUGUAAGGAAAACCGUGUGUUUCCGAAAAAUAAUGGAGGAUUUGUCGACGAAAUAGAGGCCCUUUUUGAGGUAGAGGAUUCUGAUGAUGAUGUGGAAGUUGUUGAAGACACAAAGUCAAAGACAAUGGCUCCAGAGACCAGAACUAGUUUUCAGGGUGUUCCAGGAAGUAGUGCCAGCUUGUGUGAGGAGUCAGACAGUGAUGCUACGCUACCCCCCAGCCAAAACUCCUACUCAGAGUCUCCACAUAAACACAUGAAGUUAACAGCAGACGACAGUGACUCCACGCUGCCCCCCAGUCAAAACUCGUACUCAGAAUCUCCACACAAACACAGGAAAUCAACAGCAGACGACAGUGUGGAAAUCGUUGAAAAAGAAAGUGAAACAAGGACCGAAAUUAAUCCCCAUUGUUCCAAUACGACACCAAGAAAACUGCGUCAGUCCACUAUUGAUUUUUUUGUUUCGCCUUCAAAAGAUUCACCAGAAAAAUUUAGUCCGAGUAUUGUGAAAAGGAGAAAGAAAUCUAGUGACUGGCUGAACACCCGUUACAGGAACUUGGUGUAUGUUAGUGAAGAGGAGGAUUGUAAUGGUAGUGAUAAAGUGGUGGAUCUAACAUUAAGUAGUGAUGAAGAAAGCUGAUAAGCUGGUGGUUCUAAGAAUUAUAAUAUGAAGAUGAUGUAUGAGAUCCAUAUCUUGAAUAAAUCAAUGCUAUUCAUCUUCUUUAUCAACCUGAACACAAUGAAAGAAUUUUUUAAGUCCAGGUUUUAUGUUUUCUUCAUCAGAAUCAUCUGCCAUUGGUGUUUAUAUGGUUAUCUGUUAUUAGCAUUUAUCUGCCAUCGAUCAUGUUGAUGUUAAUUAUCUGUUACUGACAUUAUCUGUCAUCGAUCAUGUUGAUGUUAAUUAUCUGUUACUGACAUUAUCUGUCAUCGAUCAUGUUGAUGUUAAUUAUCUGUUACUGACAUUAUCUGCCAUCGAUCAUGUUGAUGUUAAUUAUCUGUUACUGACAUUAUCUGUCAUCGAUCAUGUUGAUGUUAAUUAUCUGUUACUGACAUUAUCUGCCAUCGAUCAUGUUGAUGUUAAUUAUCUGCUAUUGACAUUAUCUGCCAUCGAUCAUGUUGAUGUUAAUUAUCUGCUAUUGACAUUAUUUGCCAUCGAUCAUGUUGAUGUUAAUUAUCUGUUAUUGACAUUAUCUGCCAUCGAUCAUGUUGAUGUUAAUUAUCUGCUAUUGACAUUAUUUGCCAUCGAUCAUGUUGAUGUUAAUUAUCUGCUAUUGACAUUAUCUGCCAUCGAUCAUGUUGAUGUUAAUUAUCUGCUAUUGACAUUAUCUGCCAUCGAUCAUGUUGAUGUUAAUUAUCUGCUAUUGACAUUAUCUGCCAUCGAUCAUGUUGAUGUUAAUUAUUUGUUAUUGACAUUAUCUGCCAUCGAUCAUGUUGAUGUUAAUUAUCUGCUAUUGACAUUAUCUGCCAUCAAUCAUGUUGAUGUUAAUUAUCUGUUAUUGACAUUAUCUGCCAUUGAUAUUAUCAGUCAGUAAUGUUGAUUAUCUGCCCCUGACAUCAAUUAUCUGUUGAUGUCAAUUAUCUGUUGGUGAUGUUAAUUAUCUGUCAGUGAUGUUAAUUAUCUGCCAUAAAGUGAUUGAAAAUAAUUAUCGGUCAUAGAUAUUAAUUAUCUUGAAUGUAUUUUAAUUAUCUGUCAUUAAGUGAUGGACGAUAAUUAUCCAUCAUUGAUAUUAGAAUUUGAUUUAAUUAUCUGCCAUAAAGUGAUUGACAAUAAUUAUCUGUCAUAGAUAUUAAUUAUCUUGAAUUUAUUUCAAUUAUCUGUCAUUAAGUGAUAGAUAAUAAUUAUCUGCCGUUGACAGUGAUGACUAUGUACAGUUGAUAUUCAUCACUUUCAAGCAAACUUCUUUUUCCCAGUGAUUUUUUAGCUACCUCACUACAAUGUAAUAUAGCAUGAUAUAUGAUGCCUUGUAUUUUACCAUUAUUUAUAUGUUGACUUGUAUUUAGAUAUCUACAUUCUAAACUUGUUAUUUAUUUAUGCAUUUCAUUUUCAGUAAUGUUUUAUUUAUAUAUCAUCAGUCUAAAUGUGGAAUAUCAAAAUUUCAUUAAAUUGAUAAUAUGUUCAAUAUUUUUCAAAAUUACCAUUGCAUGUAAUUCAGUGUCAAAUAAAUUUGAUCUUUACUUA